Messenger RNA from Plectropomus leopardus (leopard coralgrouper), 1407 nucleotides. NCBI's taxonomy places the organism in Eukaryota, Metazoa, Chordata, Actinopteri, Perciformes, Serranidae. The record is from RefSeq and is a predicted model, not a curated record.
UAACUGCUAAAAAGGCACAAAACUGAUCUUGUUUAUCAAAAAGUUUUGGAUAAAAACAUGAAACAGUUCAUCAAAACACGCUGAAAGAAUAACUCAUAUUACCCACCAGCACCUCUUACUGCCCCCCUUCAAAGCGACCUUGAUCUGGACCUGGACCUGGACCUUGAUCUGGACUUGGACCUGGACCAAGCUGCUGGUUAACGUGAAUGGAGGCGCAGUGAAAUCGUCUUAACCUCUGACAGGGUUGGUUUGUGAGAGGAACCGAUAGAUCGACAUGUCGGCUCAGUCCGCUCAGACCUCUCCUCCGAUCGAUGGUAUUGAUCCGCCUCUCGGAGCAGCGGCCCCCCACAUGUGCUGCUGAUAAAGAUGUGGAGUAAAUGCAGCACAACAAGCAGACAUGUCUGAACGUGUCUCUCCGACACUCAGAAACACUGAACAUUUCUCCGCGCUCACAGUUUUUUACUUCUUCUGUGGUUUUGUGUGUCUGCGCAGGAUGAAUCUGUGGGAGGUGGCCGAGGCGCUGAAGAGCUACGGAGUCAUCAACGCCAUCAAUCUGGACGGAGGUGGGUCGUCCACCUUUGUGACCGACGGCACGUUGGCCAGCUACCCGUCUGAUCACUGUAAAUCAGACAGCAGGUGGCGCUGUGCUCGGCCCAUUUCCACCAUCUUGUGCGUUCACCAGCGGCGCUGCCAACCAGCGAACUGCAACGGACACGGAGACUGUGUGGACGGACGCUGUCGGUGUCAGGAGGGCUGGCAGGGCGCCGCCUGCGACUCUCUGGUGUGUCAGCCGCCAGCCUGCGGCCCGCACGGCGUCUGCACCGCCGAUGGUUGUGUCUGUGAUGCUGGAUGGAGAGGAAAGAACUGCAGCCUGGAUUGCCUCCCGGGUUUCUAUGGUGACGGCUGCAAUCAAACUUGCGCCUGUGUCAACGGCGGCUCCUGCGACCCCGUCCAUGGCCGCUGCACCUGCCCCUCUGGUUUCCACGGCAACACCUGUGAACAAGUGUGUCCGCUGGGGUUCUUCGGUCCGUCCUGCGCUCAGGAGUGUCACUGUGACGACCGCUGCCCAUGUGACCCGCAGACAGGAAGCUGUAACGCCACGCUGCCAGCAGAGACCAGCCACACCUUACACACAGCUGGACGGUGUCUUGCCAAACAGAUGUUUACGUCUUGGAGACGGGACGCAGAAGCUCGCCGAGAGCAGCCUCAUCUGACAGAGUGAGUGUCAAAGGUCACACAAACAUUUGAACUUUUCACCUCUGCCCUCCAGAGCUGUCUGCUAUCCAUCUCUGUGUGAAUAAUAUCAGAUCAUAAAAUCAGAGACGGAUCUCUUGAUACGUGCCUUCUCCCGGCGAUGUGUGACACUUUAACCCUGUAAAUUGGACCCGUUGCUAAAUAAAAAAAGAC